Molecule: messenger RNA, 291 nt
Organism: Symbiodinium pilosum
Lineage: Eukaryota; Dinophyceae; Suessiales; Symbiodiniaceae
Source: the annotation of a GenBank genome assembly
AUGGCUACUAUGAGCCGUUUUACUUGGAUUUCUUCGAGUCAGCAGAUGGCACUGGCGAACCGUUACCAACAGAUGAGGUGUACAUCCAGGGCUUUAUCAACCCUGGUGUCAAGAUCACUCAGCCUCAGAGCAAUCGCGGGCGCCACUUCCUUCAGUACAAGCCAAAUCAGCAGAACUGGGGCGUGUCUUGGACGGAACAUCAAGUGCCUCUCAUCUACAGGGAUCUUGGCAGUGAGAAGGUCAUACGCUCGGCAUUGCACAGAGCUCGACCAAACCAUGUGCCGCAGGUGA